AUGACCUGCGCUUACGCGCCGUCCGGUAAUUAUGUGGCCUGUGGCGGUCUGGACAAUAUCUGUUCCAUCUAUAAUCUGAAAACACGCGAGGGCAAUGUACGAGUCAGUCGUGAACUGCCAGGUCAUACAGGCUAUCUAUCAUGCUGUCGGUUUAUCGACGACAAUCGCAUUGUGACCAGUUCGGGCGAUGUGACCUGUGGUCUUUGGGAUAUAGAAACUGGACAACAAAUAGCGAACUUCACUGGACAUACGGGUGAUGUGAUGAGCCUCAGUCUCGCCCCGGAUAACCGGACAUUUGUUUCUGGCGCAUGUGACGCGUCAGCCAAAUCUAAUCACGCACGUGCGUACAACCGCGUUUUACAGGCCUGUCUGCACCUCUUUCGACCGCCCCUGGUCCUUCACCCCACCCAUCACAAGGCUUCGAAAACAACAGUUUCCCUGGAAGAACGUACAGCAGAUCUGAAAUUAGUGGGUCUUGGCAAUCCCGAUGCAACUGGGGUUAAACUAUGGGACAUUCGAGAUGGUCAAUGCAAACAGACUUUCCCAGGACAUGAAUCCGAUAUCAAUGCUAUCACAUUCUUCCCAAGUGGAUUGGCGUUCGCUACGGGGAGUGAUGAUGCCACCUGUCGCCUGUUUGAUAUUCGAGCGGACCAGGAAAUCGGCAUGUUCAGUCACGAUAAUAUAAUAUGUGGAAUCACGAGCGUGGCAUUUAGUAAAAGUGGUCGCCUCCUCCUCGGUGGUUAUGAUGAUUUUAACUGCAAUAUCUGGGAUACGCUUAAACAAGAGCGUGCGGAAAUGCUCCCAAAAGAUGAAACGCCUCAAAUAGCUUCUGCUGAAGAAGUCGUACCUACUGGCUUCUCGUGA
Messenger RNA from Echinostoma caproni, 864 nucleotides. NCBI's taxonomy places the organism in Eukaryota, Metazoa, Platyhelminthes, Trematoda, Plagiorchiida, Echinostomatidae. The record is from the annotation of a GenBank genome assembly.